Cooperia oncophora is the source of this 282-nucleotide messenger RNA. The record is from the annotation of a GenBank genome assembly. NCBI's taxonomy places the organism in Eukaryota, Metazoa, Nematoda, Chromadorea, Rhabditida, Trichostrongylidae.
AUGAGCACGGCAAAUUUUCAGGUGAGAAAAUCGCUGGCAAUUCUUAUUCAGCACGCAGUCGUAACUUUCAAAAUGGAUUCUUCGACGAGAUUGAACUAUUCUGUUGAUAGAAAAGCAAUUCUGGCGUUCUCCAAGGCUCCAAGAUGUUGUCUCAUAGUGAAAACGCUAUACGGAGGACUAGCUGAAGCAAUAUGUGAGGAAUUAUUCAGUUAUGGUCGACUUACAUGUUCAGACGUAAUUCGAAAGGUUUCUGCUCGUCUGGAACAACCCUUGGCCGAUGUG